Messenger RNA from Mandrillus leucophaeus (drill), 2068 nucleotides. RefSeq names its product transcription factor E2-alpha-like. The record is from RefSeq and is a predicted model, not a curated record. Gene Ontology annotation, cellular component: transcription regulator complex. Lineage: Eukaryota; Metazoa; Chordata; Mammalia; Primates; Cercopithecidae. Gene Ontology annotation, molecular function: RNA polymerase II cis-regulatory region sequence-specific DNA binding; DNA-binding transcription factor activity, RNA polymerase II-specific; protein dimerization activity. Gene Ontology annotation, biological process: immunoglobulin V(D)J recombination; regulation of transcription by RNA polymerase II.
AGGCCUGAGGUGCCCGCCCUGGCCCCAGGAGAAUGAACCAGCCGCAGAGGAUGGCGCCUGUGGGCACAGACAAGGAGCUCAGUGACCUCGUGGACUUCAGCAUGACGUUCCCGCUGCCUGUCACCAACCGGAAGGGCCGGUCUGCCUCCCUGGCCGGGGCGCAGUUCGGAGGUUCAGGCAAGAGCAGCGAGCGGGGUGCCUAUGCCUCCUUCCGGAGAGACGCAGGCGUGGGCGGCCUGACUCAGGUUGGCUUCCUGUGGGGCGAGCUGGCCCUCAGCAGCCCCGGGCCCCUGUCCCCUUCGGGCAUGAAGGGGACCUCCCAGUACUACCCCUCCUACUCUGGCAGCUCCCGGCGGAGAGCGGCAGACUGCAGCCUAGACACGCAGCCCAAGAAGGUCCGGAAGGUCCCGCCGGGUCUCCGAUUCCCGGUGUACCCGCCCAGCUCAGGUGAGGACUAUGGCAGGGAUGCCGCCGCCUGCCCAUCCGCCAGGACCCCCAGCAGCGCCUAUCCCGCCCCCUUCUACAUGGCAGAUGGCAGCCUGUACCCCUCAGCCGAGCUCUGGAGUCCCCCGGGCCAGGCAGGCUUCGGGCCCAUGCUGGGUGGGGGCUCAUCCCCCCUGCCCCUCCCGCCCGACAGCGGCCCGGUGGGCAUCAGUGGAAGCAGCAGCACGUUUGCUGGCCUGCACCAGCACGAGCGCAUGCGCUACCAGCUGCACGGAGCAGAGGUGAACAGUGGGCUCCCGGCUGCAUCCUCCUUCUCCUGUCCGGGAGCCACAUACGGUGGCGUCUCCAGCCACACUCCGCCUGUCAGCGGCGCCGACAGCCUCCUGGGCUCCCGAGGGACCACAGCCGGCAGCUCCGGGGAUGCCCUCGGGAAAGCACUGGCCUCGAUCUACUCCCCGGAUCACUCAAGCAAUAACUUCUCGUCCAGCCCUUCCACCCCCGUGGGCUCCCCUCAGGGCCUGGCAGGGACGUCGCAGUGGACUCCAGCAGGAGCCCCCGGUGCCUUAUCGCCCACCUACGACGUGAAUCUCCACGGCCUGCAGAGUAGGAUAGAAGACCACCUGGACGAGGCCAUCCACGUGCUCCGCAGCCACGCCGUGGGCACAGCUGGCGACAUGCACACGCUGCUACCUGGCCACCGGGUGCUGGCCUCGGGUUUCGCCAGCCCCAUGUCGCUGGGCGGGCGGCACGCAGGCCUUGUUGGAGGCAGACAUCCCGAGGAUGGCCUUGCAGGCAGCACCAGCCUCACGCACAACCACGCGGCCCUCCCCAGCCAGCCAGGCGUCCUCCCCGACCUCUCUCGGCCUCCCGACUCUUAUAGUGGGCUAGGGCGAGCAGGUGCCACAGCCGCUGCUGGCGAGAUCAAGCGGGAGGAGGAGGAGGAUGAGGAGAACACGUCGGCGGCUGACCACUCAGAGGAGGAGGAGGAGGAGCUGAAGGCCCCCCCUGCCCGGACCAGCCCAGACGAGGACAAGGACGACUUUCUCCCCCCGGAGCAGAAGGCGGAGCGGGAGAAGGAGCGCCCGACGGCCAAUAACGCCCGGGAGUGGCUGCGGGUCCGUGACAUCAAGGAGGCCUUUAAGGAGCUGGGGCGCAUGUGCCAGCUGCACCUCAACAGCGAGAAGCCCCAGACCAAACUGCUCAUGCUGCACCAGGCCCUCUGGGUCAUCCCGAACUUGGAGCAGCAAGUGCGAGAGUGGAACCCGAAUCCCAAAGCAGCCUGUUUGAAACAGCGAGAAGAGGAAAAGGUGUUGGGCGUGGUCGGAGACCCCCAGAUGGUGUUUUCAGCUGCCCACCCCGGCCUGAGCGAAACCCACAACCCUGCCGGGCACAUGUGAAAGGUAUGCCUCCGUGGGACGAGCCACCCACUCUCAGCCCUGUGCGCUGGGCCCAGAACAGCCACUUGAGACCCCAGGCUUCGUCCACGUCCACACCUCACACACCUGUUGUCAGCAUGGAGCCAACACCAACCUGACGAGGUUCGGAGUGAUGGGGGCGACCAAGGUGACGCUGGGUCCAGGAGCUCCCUGGGACCCUGGCCCACCCCUCCCUGGCCUUGCUCCCC